This is a messenger RNA of Drosophila eugracilis, 12832 nucleotides long. It is a transcript of the gene btsz, whose product is annotated as synaptotagmin-like protein 4. Bases 327 to 12125 code for a protein of 3932 amino acids. Gene Ontology annotation, molecular function: small GTPase binding; neurexin family protein binding. Gene Ontology annotation, cellular component: exocytic vesicle; plasma membrane. The record is from RefSeq and is a predicted model, not a curated record. NCBI's taxonomy places the organism in Eukaryota, Metazoa, Arthropoda, Insecta, Diptera, Drosophilidae. Gene Ontology annotation, biological process: intracellular protein transport; exocytosis. The transcript is spliced from 15 exons.
AAUAAACGAGUUACCGCCGAGCUGGCAAUGCAUCUUUUAUGUCUGCCAUUAAACCUGCUAACUGGUAUCAAUUGACCAAACCGGCAGGAUGAUGCGCAUUUUGGCCGCAAAGCAGCACAAAAUUAAAAUCAAAUUUUAGGGCAAACAUUUCCGGAAGGGGCAGCUAUAUUAAAAGUCCGUAAUUAAAAAAAGACGAACAAAAAAAGUCAGCUACGGACUCUAGAAUUUCGACCCCGCGGCUAUUUCCAUUUAUUUGCAUACGCCAGCAUCCGUAGGAUACAAACCGAAUCUGGAAUUGCAGUGUCCCUUUGGCGAAUCGGUGUAGCAUGUCAAGUGGACGCAGUGCCCGUCUCCCUGCAACGCCCACCCAGACCGCCAACAACAAGCAUAGGGCGGCAGCAGCAGCGGCAGCGGCAGCAGCAGCAGUGGCCGCCGGAGAACCCAAUAGCAACAGCAUGUUGCAGUACGGCAGCAGCAGCAAUCCCGCAGUGUCGACCGCUGCAACCACAGCAUCGGCAGCAUCUGGCAUGGGAAUGGGAAUGGGUGUGGGCAUGGGUGGCGGCAUGAAUCUGAGCAUGGGAAUGGGCGUGGUCGGUGGCAUGGGCAUGGGCAUGGGAAUGAGCGGCGGCAUGGCACCGUACAAUCUCCAUGGCAGUACCAUGGGUAGCAGUUGUGAAUCGAACGUGGAGCGGAUCCCAGUGGACACCAUUGAUGCUUUGGGUCCUGAGCUUGCGGUGGCCACCUCUCAGGUCCUGGAAAAUCUAUCCGAAAACGAACGAAAAAUGAUCAUCGAGGUGUUAAAUCGGGAUGAGUCCGUGCGACAGAGAGAUGCCACCAGAAUGAUGCUCUUGCGCGCUGAAUUGUAUGCUUUGAGGCGUAAGGGUGCGGCCAAGGUCGUUGGUGGAGUGCAGCCACUCGAUGCCACACAACAACAACAGACAACCAUGCAGCCCAAUCAACAACAACAACAGCUCGAACAACACAACAACCACAACGCACACACGAGCGACCCAAGUCGCCACUGCGCCCGAUGCAACACCGAAUUGGGCCGCAUCACCAACCGCGGCGCCCCCUGUCGCGUCUGCAAGUUGCGCGUGUGCAAAGCCUGUCGCGAAUUCACAUCGCGCACAACGGACUGGGUGUGCGUGGUGUGCCACAAGCAAAUGGAGAUACAAUCAGCCAGCGGCGAGUGGCUCAAGGACGCCUAUGCUCUGGGAUCCUGCAGUGCCGUCGACCAUCUGACCACCAGCGACGUCUUGAGGAAGAGCAUCCGUCGUUCUUGGACUAUAUCGAAUCCCGAGGACGAUCCGAACAAUCCCAACUCGCAGCAACCGGUGGCAGACAACCUGUACCCGCAGCAGCAGCAUCUGAUUGAGGCCCAGUCGGCGGGCAGUUAUCCCACCCUGCACCAGCACCAUCAGCAGCAUCACCUACCUCCGCAACCGAGACCCACGCACGGCAUCAAUUACGGAAGUGGCACUGCCACGCCCACCACCAGCAGCAAGUGGCAGCUGGGCCGCAGGGUCCUGCGUCAGUCGACGCUACCGAGCAGCCUGAACAACGAUCCAACUCUCAGCGGCAGUGGUGGCAAUCUGGCCAACUAUAAUUCCGUGAACCUAACGGCGCCCACAUCGCCUCAUCAGCUGCAGAAAAGUCCGCUCUAUCCGAGCGCCUACAACAGCGACGACGUCAUCCACAUGAACACCAUGCCGGGAAUGGGUAUGGGAGUGGGAGUUGGUGUGACGGUGGGUGACUGCGACAACUACGCACAGCAGCAGCAACAGCAACAGCAGCAACAGCAACCCCAGCUGGAGGUCACGCCAACGCAUCAUCGGCUGCAGGUGCGCCGCCAAUCAACGCUGCCAGCUCAACCAACUCCAGCUAUAUACAUGUCCACCUCCCCCAACCGUCUGUACAGUCGCUCCCCGGAAAGAUCGCCGGGGGAGCAGCAGCGCUAUCCGCCAUUCAUGAGACAGACCUCGUUCCCAGAGCCACCCAGCACCUAUCAUCGCACCAAGCUGCUGCCCAGCACAGGAGCACCUUCCUCGACGGUGGCUCCACCACCUUUGAACUACGAAUCACAGGCGUCUAGUAUGGCCAGCGAUGAGCAAGAUGUGGUUCCCAUGCCCAAGCCGAGAAUGACUCGGCAGGCUACGCUACCAAAUCCCGAGCAGCAUGUCAAACUAUUGCCCACAUCGCCGCCAAAACGACAGACUUCCCCGCAGUUCCGACGUUCUCCGGAGUUUAUGCGUCAGCAAACGCUGCCAAAUCCGGAGGCUUUCAACAGUGGAAACACCCUUACCGUGCACUCUACGCCCCCUGGAAAAUUCAUGCCCAUUUCGCCGAGGGCCAAGCAGAAUUUCCUCUUUCCAAGUGUACCGAAUCCCCGACAGUUUCUCUCGCAGCCUCAUGUACCCGCCGUGGGUGGCACUGACCUGGGAAGUGGAGGUAGUGUGGCCAGCACCAGUGCCGGCGGAGGCGAGCAGUACUCCAGUAGUCAGAGUGUGAAUAUUCAUCACUCCCGGGAUCCGCAUGCCAAGAUGAUCAAGGUGCGCAGUCAUAGCAACGAGGAGUACUCGAAUACCAAGGCACAUCCGGAGAAUAGGCGAUUACUGCCAGAGAUUCCGACAGCUGUUCAGCGAACUGGAGGUCGAUCGCCCAGUCGUCUGGUAAGACAGGAUUGCCUGAAAGAGGAGCGGACUUUUGGGGAGGCCAAGCAGCAGUUCCAUCAGUUUCCCGAUGUCACCGAAGAGCUGGACAAUCGUCCGGAAUACGUUGAUUACUUUGGCGACAGUGCCACCAGUUUCUUGGAGUCCGAUGAGGUGCAGUACGAGCGGAACUACAACGCCGGAUUUAGCAGUGAACCACGGAUUAUCUACAAUAAUGGAUCGGAUGAUGGUAGCUACCAGAAUUCAUCCCAGAGACCCAUUUAUAGUGCUGAGAAUGUACUGGCUGAUUCGGGUUAUGGAGGAGGUGCCGGCGUGGGUCUGGGUGCAAGUGGCGGUUCAGGUGGUGUGCCCAGCUACUAUCCUGAUAUGGGUACUCCACAGGGCUUUUAUGGUGGAGCUGCUCUGCCCCGUACUCCGCUAAUGCACAAUCGCAUGAGGCGGCGGCAGUCCAGAGAGCUGCAAAUGCAGCAGGAGGAACUUGCUCAACUGUCACAGGUCUCGGAUGCCAGUGGCAAAGGUUCUGGCAAUGAAGGUGCAACCAGUAGUGGUGCUGCCUCUGAUAGCCAUGCCGCCGAGAGAAGGAAGCCUGAGCAGAUGCGCUCUGUUUCUGAAGAUUCGGGAGCUAAAACCACACCCAAACCGGUCACAAGAAGAUCCUUCUCGCAUCCCGAAAAGGACACGCAGCCCACAAAGAAAACGGAGAUAUCAAAGAUUCCCAGCCCUCGCCCCUUAGCCGAUAUCCUAGACAAAACGCGUGGCAACUCCAAGAUUCCACAGGCAAGACGCCGCAAUAGCCGCACUGGGAUCGGCGAGGCUGAGGAGGGUAGCACGCCCCAGCACAUUUACUCCUUCCAUCAACAGCUUAUGCAUAGAAACUCUGAUUUAGCCAUGCGCCUGAAAAAAACAGAAAUUCCUGUCGCCUCAGUAGCAUCAGCCAGCCAGGAGGAGAAUCCCUCCCAAGGGGAAACCACCCAAGGAUCUGGCCCGGAGCAGCCGGUCAAUGGCAAAUCCCUCGACUCCACGGCCAACAACAAGGAUGGUGGCGAUCCAAACAGCUCGGCGGAAGCCACCCAUACCAGCACUUUGGGUGAGCAGGAACUGCAGAAUGCAGUGGAGGCCGCGGCAGUGGUCUUCAAGAAGGUCGUGCUGCAGCGUCGCAAGGAGAAGGAGAAGGCCGCCGAAGAAGGCAUGCAGCAGCUGUCCAUGGUUUCCGGUGAUAUUUGUGGAUUAGGUGGGGGUGAUGCCAUGGAAACGUCAUCGUCAUCGGAGCUAGACUUCAGGUGUUCCACUCAACAUGGUCGCCAGCAGCAGCAGUCGCAAUAUAGCGUUGAAGCCGACGAGUUCAAGCUCGUCUUCCUCAACUCGGAUUCAUCAUCCUCCUGUCACGGUGAGGAGGAAGAAGAGGAAGAGGAUGACACCGAUUCAUCCUGCUCCACACACCACUGUCACAGCAUUGUGAGCAAUGUGGAGGACUGCGAUUGGGAUUACUUUGAACCCUCCAUGAUCUCCACAACCACGACGACGACAACUACCAUGAUUGCUUAUACCACGGCCCGAGCCACACCCACUCCACCACCGCGUGUGCGUCGCCAGUCCAGCGAUAGUGAUUCUCCUCUGGUGCAAAGACGACCAAAGCAGUUGAGGAGUACUUACUGCCCCCGGAUCAGGGAGAGUGAUACGGGCACUGAUGAGGAGUUUGUGCUGAACACAGAGAGCAGUUCGCAGACUAGCUCUGAUCAGACACCCCCACCUGUGCCUCCACCUCCUCAUCCAUUAAGCAUGAAGACCCGGAUUAAGACACGAUUCCUGAAGAAUCAUCACCACCAUAGCCACAACCGAUGCAACUGCAAUCCCAACCAGCAGCAGCAACCACAAUAUGUGCCCAUACCCGUGCCGGUACCCAUUCCCGUGCCCAUGGCCGCCUAUCCUAAUUGGCCUGAAGUGCCGGGUAAUCCUCUUCUAGAACAAGAUGAGCAAUUGGCCGCCAGUCUGCAGCAACUUUGGAAGGCUGCCGGUCAUCAGCAGCAAUUUGCCGCCAUAGUUGCAGCCUACUCGCAGCAAUUUGCAGCGGCUAGUAGCAACAUGUUCGACGCAACACCGCCGGCCACCAGCAAAAGUUACCAACAACUGCCCACCACUCCGCCGCCGAUGCCUCAGCGCUUGCGCGGAUUAAGUGGCUUUAAGUCCUCGGCACCAGAACUAAGUGCAUCGCUGGGAUCACUGAUGACGCAAUCCCUUUGCUCCACCAUAUCCUCCUCGUCGUCAUCAAGCACUUCGGGUUAUGGGACAGCGGGACGGAGUCUGGAAACACUGGCCAGUCCAAUUCGAGCUGCCAACUCGAUGCAGCAGCAGCAAUACCAACAGCAACAUCAACAAAUGGCCAGCAAUGCUUUCAAGCCAAAGCCAACAAGUUUAGUAGCGUCGCGUUCGCCGACGGGUGAGCAACCAGAAACGAGCAACGCGCGUCGCGGCAGCAGCAACAGUGAGAGCGACGACAGCAACACCAAAAGUAAUAGCAGCAACAGCAACAACAAUAACGCAACGCCCACAACGGGUAGAUUGUGUAAUGUUUAUGAUAAAACCGGCACAUUGCCAGUGCCCGCCAUUCAGGCACAUGUUGCCAGUGUAGAUAAGAGUCCCGCGGCAUCGGCAAUAUCAACAACAUCAUCAACACAAGCGACAUCCACAAAGGGAAUCGCUCUGAGAGUGGCCAGCAAAUACCAGAGCCGAAAUCUAUGCGAAACCCAGCCAGCGGCAACAACACAAACCUACCUGGCCAGUAAAAACAGCCACGAAGAAGUGGAAGCAGCAGACGAAACGAAUAUACAUAAAAAUCAAGUACCAACAGCAGCAGCAGCAACAGCAACAACAACAACAACAACAACACAAAUACAAACAGCAACUAGAGCUGCGGCUCCUGCGGUAAUAACUCGUUUCGGCGGACUUGCAGUCGAAAAUGCUGUUGGAAAUGUGGCUGAAAGUGCCAGUGCCAGUCCCAAACCUAGAGCCCAGCACCUAGAGUACAUAGAUCAGCGGACGGCAGCGGAGAUUGCCAAGAAUUUGUCCUCCAAUCGACUUAUACAGAACAUCAAGAUGUCCGAUGAGGCAUCACCAUCAGAAUCACCAUCGGCAUCGCCAUCGGUAUCGGCCCAUCUGCAGAGCGAGAACUAUGCGGCCAGCAGUCCAGAUGAAGCAAGCAGCAAUAGCAGCCAGGAGGAGGAUCGGGAAAGAGAGAAGGAUCAAAAGGCCCGUAAGACCACGGCAAGAAGCUACAAUGUAGCUGGAAUGAUGGAGGAACAGCUAGAUGAGGUGGAUACGGAGGAGCAACGACACCAUAGUACCACCACCGAUUCCAGCUCCAGUAGCAGCUCCAACUCCAGCUCUAGUUCGGAAUCCUGUGACUCUGAUGAUACGGGAACUGUGCGCGAUCGCAGGCCCAAAAGAAGGAGAUUCAACAAGGUGUUCAUAGUGAAUCGACAACCAGGUGCCCGGGUGAGACGCAGUUCGUCCACUGAAGGGGAUUCCCUAUCCUCCUCUGAGGCCAAUUUGGAAGACUCAUCCGACAAUGAUACAGACACCGAACGUACAGAUUGUGGGAUUGUACUCAACUACGUCAAGCCCCUCGAGGAGGAACCCAAAAAAGCGGAGGAGGAGGCGGCACCAGCAGCUGCACGUGAUUGCCAAUCGAGUGACGAAGACGAUAAUGAUGAUGAAAGUGAACGCCGUGUUGCCAACUCAAGCGAUGAGCUCGCCAACUGCAUUGUGGUGGUAGGCGGGCAGACGGACGAUGCCGCCGCCGGCGUUGUACUGCACCGCAUGCGAUCUCUGCCAGACGAGGGAGAGCAAUCAGAGCGCCACCAAGCGAUAGAAGCAAGUGAUGCCCUGGCCGCUUGCGAUGAGCUCCACAGCAUCUCAAACGAUGUUAAUCGAUUGCUGGAACUGCAUAAGCAAAAUUCCCAGUUGGAAAUAAAGCUGCAACGUUUGCGACAAGGAGUGGCCGAAAUCAAUGAGGAUCUGCAGCUGUCCACGUUGGGCACUGAUGUGGCUGCCACCCACAAUAGCCAGACGCUAGGUAGUCCGGAGAAACCCGACGAAUGCAGCCCUUCUCGGAAAAGCCCCUCGACCGUGCUAAAAACUAAUGACGAUGGUGUGGGUCUCACCUGCUUACGGCAGGUAAAGGCAAACAGCGAUAGUAAACUAGUGGAUGAGCGCAGAACAGCUGAGCAAACUGAGCGGCAGAGGGUCGGCGACGGCGACGGCGGCAGCAGCACAUGCAGCCAAGCAUGCAAAAUAAGAGACAACAGUGACUACUCGCUAGAUUCACUCUCAGCAACUCCAACGAGUUGGGCACCUGAGCAGGUAGAUGAGAGAGCCGCUCGCUUGAGUUUACCUGUUGUUAGCGCUCGUGAGCAGCAGCAGCAGCAAUAUCGGUUCGAAACGAAAUCGGAGUCAGUCGAAAAUGAAAUGUUAAACGUUGCGGUUGCUCCACGCUCCGCGCUGUUCAGCGGUAAUAACAAAAAUAACAACAACGAUAGCAGUAACAGCAAAAGCAACAACGAUAAUAGCAAUAACGAAAACGUUAAAAACAACAACAGCGAACUUGGCCAUAAUAAUAAUGACGCUUUCGCAGCACAAAAGACGUGGAAUAGCGGUUCGAGUGUUGUUGUCAGUGGCAGUGACGUAGUGAGUGUGAAUUCAAAUGUGAGUGGUGAAAACGAGUGUGACUACGAUAAAAUAUUUGGUAGCCAACAGAAAAGUACUCCAAGUGCAACAGCAUUAUCAAUAUCAGCAGUAACAGCAACAACACCUGACACACCUGCAACAUCGCCCAGCGAACUGGCUUCGCCCAAAAAUUCACUUUCAGCCAAGUAUCGCAGUUUGGUCAUGAUCACCAAAGACAAUGAAAGUGCAGCUGGUGAUUACGAAAUGGCAAACAACAGCAGUAGCAGCAGCUACAGCAGCAACAGCAACAUACACGACAGCAACUCCACUCGCAGCAGCAACAAAGGCCCGUCCAGCAGCAACACUUUUGGCCAGAACUUUGCGGGUGACUCAUUUCGCGCCAUGGAACCAACACUCGUGAGCAGUGAUCGCGAGUCGUACAGUGUGGACUCACUAAACGACCCGCCCGCUGUGCCGGAACUCAGCGUGGAAGACGGUUUGGCCGAUGAUGAUUCCUGGGUGGAGGAACUGAGUCAGAGGGGUGAAGAUGAGGACGAGGAGCUAAGUAAUGCCACUACCACACCCACAGCGACGGAUUCUGAAGAUGCAGAAGGAGAGAAUGAAGGAGCCAGGCGACAUGGCUACAUGGAUCGAGAGGAGGAGCUGAGAGGAUAUAAUAGAUCCGCUAUUGACUUCACUCUGCACACCAUUGUCGAGGAGAGCUGCGAGGAGAGCGAGGUGGCCUCCAUUAGGGCGGAUACUGAAGAUGCCGAACUGGAGGAAGAGGAUCUGGCCGAAAGGAGGAGACAGCGUACCCUGCAGCAUCACCACCGAUUGAGUGCCUCUGAACUGGAAAAGUACUUCUUCUUCGGCUUGGGCGAUGGUCGUGUGAUGAGUUCCAUCGAUACCCGCGGGGAUGACACCGCCUCCGAGGUGAGUUCUGAGUGCUCCGAGAGUCUGGACUCCUUGCCACACGAGGAUCAACUCUUGGAUACCAGUGGAGCUUCUGAUCUGGCCUCUUCCCGACUCGAGAAGUACUUCCUUUCCGGCUUCAUGGGCUUCAGUGGUGGAGAGAAGCAGGCGGAGAGCGAUGAAAGUGGUGGCAGCGUGGGCAGCGAUAGUGAAGGUCAUCCCAGCCCCAGCCAACGUAGGAAACGCCUGGUUAGGGCCAGGGGAACUCCCCGAAGUCACAAUUCUUCGUUGGAUAAUCUUCUUUUGCCGGAAACAGAUACUCUGGAUGCCACGGUUACAUCUGCGGCAGGAACAGCUGCAGCCACUGUGGAGGACACCUCGGAAUCGGAGGCGGGCUGUGACGACACUGUGAUUCAUUUGGCCAAUGCCGGAGCCUCGGAUGGUUCCUCCUCGGACACCAUUAAACGAAAGAAGCAACUGCGCAAGCGUCACGACUCACUGGAUGAGAAGAAACUACACGAUCUAGAACCUUCUGAAUGCCGGACCCCUACACCGGGCAGCAGCGGGCAAGUACAGAUGCAAUCGCAGGCCAAGAAACAGCAGCAACAGCAUCACCACAGCCGAGAUAGUGGUUUCGUUGGCAGUAAUGAUGAUCUGCUAAAGGCAGCGCCAGAUUGUGAGCCACCGAAAAGUCCAACCCCUGCUCUGGAGCAGAUCAGUGAAGAUCGGGAGCCGGCUCACAGUCAGAUCAGUCUGGCCAAAAUGGAUCUGCCCAGUACUUCAGCGGCUGCAGCUGCUGCCAUUCCAGUUCCCAGCCAACUUCGGAAUCUAGCCCUACCUAAUCUGGUGCGAAAGGAUAGCUUCAAUAACUGGAGUUCCGACGAAGAGACCAAUCUGAUGAUGAGCAAGAUGAGGCAGUUCUUCAAGACCCUUAUUGUGGCCACAGCAAAUGCACAGCAAAGUAAGCCAACGACUCCUAACCAAGGCCAGAGCACCGCUAUCGCCAACACCACGCCGAGUUCCCAGCGCAGAUUGGCAAAAUCCCGUCCAGCUCAGUUGGCCUACUUCGAAAACGAGCUGACCCGACUGAUGAAAACCGUUCCCGGAAUAAAAGAUGAACAGGUGCGUGAAAUAGUGGAGUACCUGAGCAGCGAGGAUACGUGGUCCGAUUCCUAUGACUCCUCGGAUUACACGAGCUCUGAUCUGGAAGGUGGUGAACGGAAGGGUCAGUUGAAGGCCCAGAUCUCGGCCAGCUGCCAGCAGAUAAUCAACAAAUUCGAGAUUGACGAGGAGGGAGAUCGUGGUGAUGGUGGUCUCCUAGACGAGAGUCAAAGUGUUCCCAUGGAAGCUUUGGUCUAUCAAAAACUAGUGGCUUCCUUUAGCAAGGUGGCGGCAGGUGGAGAACCGGAAGUAGAAGCUGCCAAAGAGGUUGAGGAAGUUGAAGCUUCCACGGAAAGAUCUCCCCAACUAUUUGCCAAGGUCAUGCAGCAUAUUGGCACUAGACUGGUGGCUCUGAUGCACGAGGUGAGCAGUGGCAAUGAAACGCCUACUCCAUCGCCGCAAGGUCAGCGGCACCAUCGAAGACUGCAGGCCAAGAUCUCGGCCACAACGACGGAGGAUGAGGAAGAUGAGGUGGAGGAGCAGCUAAGAGCUAUGCCUAUUAAACAGCUCAAGUUGCGUAGCAGAUCCCAUGAUCUCCUCUUGGAUGGCACCACGCCUCACUCGCAUCAUCUGCACCAUCAGGCCACCGUACAUCAUCCGGGAAGUGGAACAACAGGAGUAGGAGGAUCCGGUGCUCCCGGACAUUCGGACAACGCCGGAGAGGAGUGCGGCGUGGCCAGUGACUACGAGCGGUUCUCGUGGCGCGGCAGUUUUGAGUCGGCAUUACUGGCUAAUGGCGACAGCAGAACGAGGCUCAGCCAGCUGAGCCAACUGGACAGGGAUAACUCGUCGUCUGCGUCCGCUUUGGCUGUGGCAAAGCGCCGAUCGGCAGGCGACCUUCUCUUCAGCCAGCAUCAACAGAGCCUCAGCCGCGAGCAGUUGGACCGUGUACGAUCCUGUGGCAGUAUUGGAGGAGGUGAUGCCCAUCAUCACCAGUUGGAAUCUUCGCCAGCCAAACCGUGGCUCUCCUCGGCAGGAUCUUCCAUAGGAGGUGAUUCUACUAAGGAUGUUCGACGUUCCAGUGUACCGGAUGCCAUCUAUGAAACGGAUUCCAGCGAUGAGGCAGCGUCGAAUCAAUUUGGCGGAGCCAGAUCCACCCUGCCGCGUAGUUUAAACUCCGGCCAGGUGGUGGCUAGCACAAAUUCACUGCCCCGGUUACCAACCACCGGAGCGGGUGCACCCAUAACAAGCACUCCCAAGACCAAGUCACAGAGCGCCCUCAACCACACACCCUCCAAUUUGUCCACUGUCUCGGCCACUGGAAGUGCCAAGAGUGCAAGAUACCGCUCGCCAGGAUUGGCGGCUCGUGCGGCAGCCGUCAGUGGGGCAGGAGGUGUUUCGGCUGGUGGUGUGGGUGCAAGCAGUGGUUCCACGGGCAAAAAACUAGGUGCGGGCUUCCAGUUCCUUUACUCCAAACGCGAUGCGCGCAAACGUCUCAACAUGUCAGCGGAGGAGGCCAAAGUGGCCGCCGAGGAACUGUCUCGAUCACCGGUAAUUGGACAGCGGCAGGCAGAUGGCACCGGCAGUCCCAUCCAGUCGCGUGCCUCCAGCGAAACGUGGCCCACUCAGUCGGAUGAGGACAUCGAUCGUCUGGUGGCCAUGCACCAGAAUCGCAGCAGUCUCAGCUCGCUGGGGGUUCGUUCGGAGUCCAUGGCCAGUGUUUACUCGGGAGCCGGUGAAGGUCGCUAUGGCACUGUGGUGGUCAAGGGUCAAGUGGAGUUCGCCAUGCAGUAUAACUAUAAGCUGAGUGCCCUGGAAAUCCAUGUGGUGCGCUGCAAGGACUUGGCUGCCGUGGAUUCCAAACGCAAUCGCAGUGAUCCCUAUGUGAAGGUUUAUCUUUUGCCUGACAAAUCAAAGGCCGGAAAGCGCAAAACCAAAGUCAAGAAGCACACGCUGAACCCCAUCUUCGACGAGACGAUGCGCUUCCACACACCCAUUUCCAGUCUGGAGUCGCGUACUCUGUGGCUAACAGUCUGGCACUCGGAUAUGUUUGGGCGUAAUGAUUUCCUGGGCGAAGUCAGUGUCAAUUUGCAGGGACGCCUCUUUGACAAUCCCCAGUCGCAGUGGUAUCUCCUCCAAGAACGAAGUGAACCCUUCGACGAGGUGGCCACCUACAGAGGCGACAUUGUGGUGGGCCUGAAGUACAUUCCCCCGGAGAACAUCAAGUCCUCGUUCUUCUCACGCGGCUCCUCCAUAACAGGCAGCUCCUCUAAUUUACGCAAAUUUGGUGGCAGCAUCAAGUCAGUGGCCUCCAAAUCGGAUCGUACCUCGAAAGGUGGCCAGCUGCAUGUGCUGGUCAAAGAGGCCAAGCACCUGAGUCCCAUCAAGGCAAACGGAACCUGUGAUGCCUUCUGCAAGAGUUAUUUAUUGCCUGAUCGCACGCGGAGCUCCAAGCAAAAGACCCCAGUGGUGAAGCGCACUUUGCAUCCCAGCUGGAACUAUACCUUUGUGUACGAGGAUGUCUCUCUGGAGGAGUUGUCGGAACGCGCCUUGGAGCUAACAGUCUGGGAUCAUGAUAGAUUGGCCAGCAAUGAGUUUGUUGGCGGCAUAAGAUUCUCUUUGGGAACAGGACGCAGCUAUGGCCGUCAAGUGGAAUGGAUGGAUGCCACUGGCAAGGAGCUCUCCUUGUGGCAGAAUAUGCUGGACAGACCGAACUUCUGGGUGGAGGGCAGCUUGGUGCUGCGUUCCAGUUUGGAUGGCAUUCGAGCCAAUUUGCCAUAGGCCAACAUAGAUGGAUAUUUAGCUAUUGUUUAAAGUCAGGAUAAAAAUCACAAAAACGCAGUUGGUAGACUGCAAUGUAUUGUAUUAACUAUGCGAUAAUUAUCAAUUAACGAUCGAUUACGUCGACUCUGAGAAGCAUUAUUAGCGGCAUAAGAAAUGAAAAGUUUGUAACAUUCACAAUUUAGUGUUUAGUUUUAAGAGUGUGGACGGGAAUGAUGAUUUCUGAAUACUCGAAUAUGGCGAUGACGCUGCAAGAACUGCAGAUGCGCAAAAAAAACUGAAAAACAAAAAGAAGCAAAAAAGCAAAAGUAAUCAAGGCAAACAUGAGAAACUAAGCAAAAAAAGGAAAACCUUAUCAAGUUUAUGGCACUAAUUGUAAGCGCAAUUCUCAGCUAUUCGAUGGAGAUAAAAAACUAAAAACUGUAAAGCAAAACGAUGAAGGCCCCAAGGUUGGCCUGUCUAGAUAUUAAGACGAUUUGUAUGUGUGUGUUUUUCCCCCUCAGCCCUCAGCCCUCUCUUUCCCACUCUCUCUCUCUGUCUACCCCUCUGAGAGAGGCAUUCGCAAUUGGCAUACUAUAUGCGCUAAAAACUACGAUUAAACUACAAAUAAAAGUAAAGUUAAAACCUAGUUAAAUCGAGGCAUAAGCUUACUAUGUAUAACUAUCCAUAAUAACCGAUAAAUACAAAUAACAUUUUUGUAAAUUCAA